AUGGAUGCUUUGCCUCCCGAGUUAAUUGACAGCGUAUUGGUGCAUUUAUCACAAGCUCAACGCGCACAAGCCAGCGCUGUCAGCCGUCAAUGGCAUUCGGUGAUCAACCCACGUCUCUAUCAUGCACCCGAUAUCACCACUAUCAAGCAAUUGGACCACCUUGUAGGAAACGAUUUGUCAUCAUGCCGGUCACUUGUUAGCAUUCUUGAUUUGAGCAAAGUUCGAGAACAUGUGACCGACAAGCACAUUGCCGCUUUUAGUCAAUACCCAUUGUACAGCCUGAAUUUGAGUAAAUGUCACCAUAUCUCGGCGAGUGCUCUUAAUCAGCUACUACAAACAUCGAUUCAGACCUUACAAACGGCAUUGUUAAACCAUUGUCGUUUAGAUACAGAAAGCUUGGAAUUAUUACGACAAGCUAAUCUUAUACGACUGGAUUUGAGUGGAACGAUGCUUCUUCCUUGUCAUGCUAUUGAUACACCUCACCAUUUGGAAACACUAAUGGAUCCAGCAAGGUCACAACUACGGGUGCUUCAUGUUGCAGGAUGUAAUUGGGUGGAUUCGAUGACUGUGACGAACAUUGCACAAGGCUUCCCACGUCUUACGCAUUUAUCGUUGUUUUGGUGUGACCAAAUCAAGGUGGCGUCGUGUUUGGAGACAUUGCUUUCACGACUACCAGAUUUAAGAUAUCUCGAUUUACAACAUGUACCCGCCAUACCAGACGCAGCACAAGAUCAGCAGCAGCAGCAAUGGAUGAAAAAGAAGAAAAGCACGAUUGAUUUGCAUGAUCUGAUACGUAGCCAUCCCCAUUUACAAUGUAUAGAAUAUACGCACAGACGACGUAAAGCAACCAUAAAAAGAAAGGAUGCGUAA
This is a messenger RNA of Lichtheimia ornata, 870 nucleotides long. RefSeq lists its product as uncharacterized. Gene Ontology annotation, molecular function: protein binding. The record is from RefSeq and is a predicted model, not a curated record. Gene Ontology annotation, cellular component: SCF ubiquitin ligase complex. The transcript has a single exon. Gene Ontology annotation, biological process: SCF-dependent proteasomal ubiquitin-dependent protein catabolic process. NCBI's taxonomy places the organism in Eukaryota, Fungi, Mucoromycota, Mucoromycetes, Mucorales, Lichtheimiaceae. The coding region runs from base 1 to 870 and encodes 289 amino acids.